AUGAAUCCUUCUCAAGGAACUGAGCUUAAAUCUGUUCUCGUGCAGAUAACUGUUCAACGUGGGAAUAACAUGAGAGGCAGCAAGACAGAAUCCCUCCUUAGUUUCGUUCGAGCCGAAUUCAGUGACACAGUUCUGGGAGAGUCGCAAAGAAUCGAUGCAUUGGUUGAUGAGGUGGUACAUUAUAAUUUCACCUGCAGCUUCGAAUGUUCAGAAUUUGCUUACACGCUCGAUGACGUGGCGCAUAAACCUGUCUUGUUGACAGUGAUUGAGGUGCUACCAAAGGAGAAAAAGCAAAAGGAAGAGAAGACGGCCAUUGUGGGACAAGCUGUUGUGGACCUGUUGCCUCUGUUGCAAGGACAGUGCAGUCUGUCAUCCUCUCUUCUGCUGUACCCUACCUCUGGCUCCUUGGCUGAGACUGCUUCUCAAGAUGAGAGCAUUAAGCCAACACUGGAUGUCACCAUCUGCGUCUGCGAACCUUUGCUCUCGGAUAUCCAGAUCGCAAACUCCAAUCUGUUAAAAGUCACUGUGGAGACAGCAUACUCAGUUCCAGAGGUCUGGAACCAAGUUUCUGGAAAUCCCUCUAGUUAUGUUGCAGCUCUACAAGUCCCUCUCACUGCUGCGAAAGAACAAGUCCUAAUGUUCUCUAAUGGGGUUUUGAAAGUUGGUGGGGAGAGGGAGCCUUUUCCCAGGCCCAAAAAGUGGCCCCUUGGUCCCCUCCAAGCCUCUGGAGCACAGUUCAUACCGGACUCUAUAAUCGAGUCCUCUGAGAUGGAGUAUGGAGAUCUCACCAGUGCUGAGGACAGGGAAUUCAGAGCUGAGGCUGAGUGUAAUAGACUCAGAGUGUGUUGGGACACUGAACGCCGCUGCUUUAUUGAUGCCGGGGGUGCAGCCUGUCUUGCAGGCAAGAUUGUUGAAUGCAGACUAUGGCCAGUAGAGAUAAUGAGGUCGACACAGGCUGGAGCGGCUAAAGGAGGAAAAGCUGGCAAAGAGAAGCCAGGAGAAGAUGAGACCCAGAUUUCCUUUCAUGGAGUUGCCUAUGUGGACAUGGCACCACUGUUGUAUCCAGGGGUCAAAUGUAUUCGUGGAGCUUAUCGACUGUACCCUUUCUACGAGUCUGACCUUCUGAUCAAGGCCAAACGGAAUAUCAGUAGUCUGCGAGAGAGCAUUAGAGCGCCAGCGACACAUACCAGAGGUCGUGUCCCCUCUUCUGUUGGCUCCUGCAAAGUAGCCCAGAGUAAAGUCUUUGAAGCUCAGAAAGGGGGCAAAGAUGCCAAGGAAUCUCCCAAAAAGGGGAAGCCUGCCCAAGCUGAUAGUGUGACUGAGGUAGAACCUCAAGUAAAUGUGGAAGGACAGAUGUAUGCAGAUUCAAAAUCAUACAUUAUCAUUGAAAUUGCCUUGGAAAAACCAUUGGUUCCAAAGAGACCACCAGAGGAACUUGCAAAACGAGUAAUGGAGCUGAUCCCUCCUAGACCUCCACUCCCCCGUCGACCAGCAGGAGCAGACAGAGCUGUGCAGGAGUACCAGGCUCAGGUAGCCAAUGUAGUAACCCAGAUCCUGGAUCAGUACCAGCAGCUGUUUGGUGCGGCUUUUGCACUGGGGGCGAAACUCUUAGACCCCUCCGCUCAGGAACAGUGCAAGAGACAGAUCCUUGGCGAGCUCAACUACUCUGGGAAGUACUUUGCAUUCAAAGAGCAAUUAAAAUACUCGGUGGUGCGGAUCGUUCGUGAGAAGAUGCUGCGGACAGAGGCCUUUACUGACCCUGCACAGCUCCAAGCCUUUCUCAGCCAGCUCUACGUUUUCCUGGUGGACCAGAUGCAUGUGACUCUCAAUAAGACUCUGUCAGUGGAUGCCCAAGAGACUCAGCCGCAGCCAUUGUUGGACUGUGCCCAGCUGAGGCACUUUGCCAGGGAAGCCCAGAUGAAUCAGGACCACAAGCUGGCUGCCCAGUACUACCAAGAGCGGGUGGCUCGAGACCGCAGUAAUCCUGACCACUGGUUUGACUAUGGAACCUAUCACAUGCUGGUGGCAGACUUCCUGAAAGCAGAGGAGUGUUUCCAUCAGGCUGUAUCCAUUUAUCAAGCACAUUUACCCAGCUUACUCAUGUGUGGGAUUUUGGCAGAGAUGAAUGGACGCUAUGAAGAUGCUGAGACCUUUUUUGAAGGGGCCACUUGUGUGGAUACGAAAAGUGUUGUGGCCUGGACCCUAUUUGGUCUGUUCUAUCAGGCUCAGGAGAAAUCAAUCCAGGCAGAAAUGGCUUUCUUGGAGGCCACUAAGCAGCUGAGGGCAGCCGUCUUCUGCAGCCCACGCAGCCAGCCGGAGUCAGGAAGAGAUGAAGAGAAGAAUGAGGAAACCACAGAGACUACAAAGAAUGAAACAGGUGACCACCCCUGCAUCGCUAUUAUGGGCAACACAGAGAAUGCUGAGGUUGGUUCUCAUAGCAGCCAGGACAGUGAUGCAGGCAAAGAGACAACUGAUCCCGAACCUGCGGGUGCGCCACACAAAACUGCUCCCAUCAGAAACCGCACCAGUAUUUACAUGGAGACAGUCCAGUUCCUACUUGAGAACGGUGCUUCACAGAUGGCCCAAAGAGCCCUGGCUCAAGAGCUGUUGUGUCCAGAGAGGAGUCCCAGCAGUUUCUAUCACCUGGCUCUGGCCCGGCUACAGCUGCUGAAAGGGGAGUACCGCAGUGCUGAGGCCAGUCUGAGGCAGGCACUCACCGGGGGCUUUGAGAACCCUGAUGUCUGGGCAACGUACGGUCAUUUGCACUUCCUGACUGAGGAUCACAGUCAAGCUCAGAAGUGCUAUGAGCGGACCCUUGACUUUGUGACCGAUGCCUCAGACACACACCUCAUCUAUCUACGCCUGGGCUCCAUCUACCUGCAACAAGGACAGUUUGAAAAGGCCAAAAUGACAUACCUUCGUGCCUGCAAGAGCUCCCCCUCAUGCCUCACCUGGCUGGGGUUAGGGAUUGCCUGCUACCGGCUCGGGGACAUGACCGAAGCAGAGGUUGCUCUGACGGAGGCCAACACCCUAAAUAAUGGAAAUCCAGAUGUCUGGGCCUACCUGUCACUGGUUUGUUUACAGACAAGCAGAAAGCUUGAAGCAGAACAGUCCUAUAAGUAUGCCAUUAAGCUGAACUUAAAAAACGAGUCCCUUUUACAGGAGAUCAAGGAGCUGCAGAUUCAUGUUGGGUUUGGCAAUCCUUGUUUCUGA
Molecule: messenger RNA, 3213 nt
Organism: Chanos chanos (milkfish)
Lineage: Eukaryota; Metazoa; Chordata; Actinopteri; Gonorynchiformes; Chanidae
Gene: cfap70
Product: cilia and flagella associated protein 70
Exons: 26
Coding region: 1-3213 (1070 amino acids)
Biological process (GO): cilium assembly; cilium movement
Cellular component (GO): motile cilium; extracellular exosome
Molecular function (GO): protein binding
Source: RefSeq, a predicted model, not a curated record